CUGAUCCUAAUAAUCGGGUUAUCAGGUUAAUCCGAUAUCAGGUCCCAGUUUCCAAAAUCCCUCAUAUUACUUAUUUCUUAAAUAUGUCGUAUCGCCUUUUUGUAAGAUAUGAAAAUUGUAUUAAUCUAGGAUAUGAGUAUGUCUAGUGAAUGUACCGAGUAGGUUAAGGGUUAAGUUGUUAAGUAUACAAACAAGGAUAAGGUGUGACACACGUGUGACAUUUACGUCUUACGUCAUUUUUAAUGUCAAAGUUAAAACAUUAAAAACAAGAUUUAAAAUGGGUCUUUUUGGAAAGACGCCGGAGAGAACUCCUAAAGAUAUGGUAACAGAGUGGAAUCAUAAAUUGCGAAAGGAAGGUUAUCAAUUAGACAGGCAAAUAAAAUCCAUUCAAAGAGAAGAGGAAAAAGUAAAGAGGUCCUUAAAGGAAGCUGCAAAGAAAAGUGAUAGAGAUACAUGUCUCAUUUUAGCAAAAGAAAUCAUCAGAGCACGAAAAGCUGUUAAUAAGAUAUAUACAUCUAAGGCUCAUCUAAAUUCAGUUAUGCUGCAAAUGAAAAAUCAAUUAGCCACUCUCCGGGUUGCUGGUUCUUUGCAAAAAUCGACAGAAGUUAUGACGGCUAUGCAGAGAUUAAUCAGAGUACCUGAAGUGGCGCAAACAAUGCAAGAAAUGUCUAAAGAGAUGAUGAAAGCUGGAAUAAUCGAAGAAAUGUUGGACGAAACUAUGGAAGAUCUUGAAGAUACUGAAGAAAUGGAAGAAGCAGCACAAAGUGAAAUCGAUAAAGUACUAUUUGAAAUUACAGAAGGUAAAAUUGGAGAAGCUCCCUUACCACCUUCAGAACCUGCUUCUAAAGAAGUGCCAGCUGCAGAAGAGCCUGAGGAAGAAGAUGAAAAUGAAAUUCAAGAAAUGCAAAGUAGGUUAGCUGCACUAAAAUCAUAAAUAAACGCCUCGCAAACAACAACUAUAAAUUUUAAUGAAAAUCGAACUUUAUGUGUAUGUUAAUCUGUAACGUAAUCUACUAAUAAUAAUUGCAAUACAAUUAAUUAUUAAUGUACGAAGUAGUAUGAAACUGGAAAUUGUAAUAUGGCUUGUGCCUUUGCCGCAAUUUAUUUAUUAUAAAUCAUUUUCAAGAAAAUGCGUUUAAUAUUAAAGUACACUGCUUAUUUUUUGUUUUUUGUUAUAUGCAGCUUAAACAAAAGUAUUAACAAUUUUUUAAUGAUAUCAUAUAUUUUACUAGAUUGUAUUUAUAUGUAAUUUCUGGACAUUUUUGUUAUGGAAGAAGAUAAAUUAAUUUGACAAUAUUUAAUUUGGGGUUUGAAAUUUCUAAUUUAGUUGAAUUUGAUUAUAGUAGAUUGAAAAAGAGUUAAACCAAAAGAUUAGUGCACAGUACACAAUGAAAAGCCUUGUUUUAAAGGAAUGAGAGAAGCGAGUGACAGUGUUGUUUAUUUAAAAAUUUGUACAUUUAUGUACAUAAGUUUUUCUAAUUUAAACUUUUUUGUACUGCUCACUGUUCCAUAUUCCUGAGUGAUUAUUGCUCUACUAUAAUCACAUAAGCAAAAUAUUUUUUUAAUUAUUAGAAAAUAGAAUCUGUACAAAAACAAUCACUUAUGUAAAAAAAUAGAAUUUAAUUAAAAAAAAUUACAAACUUAGAAUAUAUCAGUAAACAAAACGUAAAAUAUUUAUAUAAAGGGUUUCUCAGGAGGAAGACUUUAAACUUUUGGAGUGUACUCUAUGUGAAUCAGUAAUUUUAAAAAACUCAAAUAUUAUUAAGCAUCCAAUUUUUUUUUAAACAACUGUA
Anoplophora glabripennis (Asian longhorned beetle) is the source of this 1793-nucleotide messenger RNA. Its product is annotated as charged multivesicular body protein 3. The record is from RefSeq and is a predicted model, not a curated record. The transcript is spliced from 4 exons. NCBI's taxonomy places the organism in Eukaryota, Metazoa, Arthropoda, Insecta, Coleoptera, Cerambycidae. Gene Ontology annotation, biological process: endosome transport via multivesicular body sorting pathway; late endosome to vacuole transport; protein transport. The coding region runs from base 278 to 934 and encodes 218 amino acids. Gene Ontology annotation, cellular component: multivesicular body; ESCRT III complex.